AUGGCGCCGCGCUGCUCAUCGCCCGAUGGGCUGGAAGCGAACGUUUCCUCCCCUCACUCUGAGCUGCUUCUGCUUCCGUCUUCCCCUGCUUCAUCCCUCCCACCAACAACCCCUACUGCUGCCGCUCAUCAUCCCCCUAACACCUGGGUGGCAGGAUCCGAUAGUGGAGAGGAAUACACAGCAUCAGCCACCACCUCCUGCACUGCACCCCGCCUGCACUCCCGCUCCUCCGCUACCCUCCAAACUAGCCCUUCAGCACGCCAUGGCUCUCUGGUGCGUCUCACCAUCACUCUUCCCCAAGUUUCGGAUGGGGAGAGGUGUGGGGAGAAAUGUGUGUGGGUAGGGCAGGGGGUGGCGGAGGGACGCGAGGUGGUGGUGGCGUGGCUUGGGGUUUCAGCAAGCGAGGCGGGGAGCUAUGCACCCAGCCACCCCUUCCUUUCAUCUUUACCUCCCCUUUCCCUCCCUUCCCCUCUUCUUCCCCUCUCCUUCUUCACCCCUUUGCAACUCAGACGUGGCCAACAUCGACAGCCAGCCCCUGCUGCUGGAGGGCGUUCCCUUCUGCCUUGCCACGAGCGUCAAGGAGGCCACGGCUCUGCUCCUCGUUGCUGGAGCAGAGAGGGCCCACAGCUCGACAACUGCAUCAACUUCCACAUGCCAAUUCAGAGCAUGAGAGCAUGGGAGCAAGGGAUGUUUCUCUCAGUGCAAGGCCGACUGAACCCCCUUCUUACGGGCUGCAGCCUGCAUCAACGCACUGAGAGUGUGGCUUAUAAUUCUGGCCAACGCGAUUGGAGCAUAUUCCUCUCGAGCUCAAAGGGAUACAGAUGGGUGCCACACAGCGGCAGAAACCGUGUCAUAAAUAACCAGCCACGCAGGGCUGCAGGAGUGGGUGGAGCGUGGGGCUGCAGUGAGGAGGUGCAGUUGUGGCAGCUUCUUGUCUGUUGCAAUUGA
Molecule: messenger RNA, 948 nt
Organism: Closterium sp. Naga37s-1
Lineage: Eukaryota; Viridiplantae; Streptophyta; Zygnematophyceae; Desmidiales; Closteriaceae
Source: the annotation of a GenBank genome assembly